This is a messenger RNA of Brachypodium distachyon (stiff brome), 1756 nucleotides long. RefSeq names its product probable helicase MAGATAMA 3. The transcript is spliced from 5 exons. Lineage: Eukaryota; Viridiplantae; Streptophyta; Magnoliopsida; Poales; Poaceae. The annotation marks the transcript as partial. The record is from RefSeq and is a predicted model, not a curated record.
AGGCGACCUCAAAGAGAUUUACGUGCAUGCUCGUGUAAGAAGCUUCUUGUUUGCUUUGCACCAUUGACUGGAUGGAGACAUUGCCUGUCUUCCCUGUCCGAUUUUCUUGACAAUGGUUAUUCCCAGUACCUUCAAUAUUCUGAAGACCAAAAGGAGGUUUGUGAGGAUGCAUUAUUCGGGAGAAGCCUCUUUGAGAGGUUGAUUUCUCUGGGACAUGAAAAGCAUCUGCUUAAUGUGCAAUACAGAAUGCAUCCAUCCAUAAGCAUUUUUCCAAACACCAGAUUUUAUGAUGGGAUACUCUUAGAUGCCCAUAAUGUCAUGCAAAAAGAACAUCAGAAGAAGUAUCUUCCAGGUUCUAUGUUUGGUCCAUACUCUUUCAUCAACAUUGAAGAUGGUUGGGAGGAUUUCGACGAACUUGGUCACAGCAGGAAGAACAUGAUUGAAGUUACCGUCGUCCAGGAAAUACUGCGAAAUCUCCAGAGAGCUUGUUCUAAAGCUGCAAAGAAGAUCACAGUUGGGGUCAUAAGCCCAUACACCGCUCAAGUUGUAGCAAUUCAAGAAAAAAUGAGGAGAAUGAAGUUUGAGCCGCUUGCAGUAAAAAUUAAUUCUGUUGAUGGAUUUCAAGGUGGUGAAGAAGACAUCAUCAUUUUAUCAACUGUCAGGUCCAACUCUGCUGGGCUGGUAGGGUUUCUUUCAAAUCGACAGCGCACAAAUGUAUCUUUGACAAGAGCGAGACAUUGCCUUUGGAUUUUGGGAAAUGCAUCCACCUUAUCUAGCAGUGGUUCUAUCUGGGCAGAUCUAGUUCGCAAUGCAAAGGAUCAGCAGUGUUUCUUCAAUGCAAAUAAAGAUGGGGCUAUUUCUCGUGUGAUUACUAAGCAUGUUUGUGAGCUCACCAAAGUUGAAGACAAAAGGGACAGACCUUUAAAAGUUACAAAGAACAGGGUUCAGGCACCAUCUCGAAAGGAUCUGAAAGGUCACCACUCUUCUAUGAAAUGUCUUUCAUCUGAUGUUGGGGCCCAAUCAAGGGAUACCAUUUCUGGUUCUGAGCUGCAUUGCCCAAAGGAUAUAGCAGAGGAUAUCACUAAGUAAUCUUAAACUCCACUGAAGAUUCUUCACUCUUAAGCUAAGCUCUUUUUGGAGAUGAGUUAAGGUCAUUGUCUAUUUCUGAAUGCCUACAUCUGCAACAUAGGCAGCAGAAUGACUUCAUCCUAUACAAGCUCGUAGGCCAAACCAUGCUCUGUUAUACUCCUUGCAUGCAAUUUUGCAUCUCUAUGCAAUUUUGCAUCUAUACAAUCUCUACGUUAGCCCAUCUUGCCUUGAUGAAGCGUUGGGCUGGUCCAGGUCGUUGGCACUCCAUCAAUGGGGUGCAUCCCCAAAGGUUAGUCAACUUUGGGGAUGUUUUUGAGUUUGGUUGUCCAAACUGUUUUUGAUGAAACGCUAGUGCUUGCACUGCAUUGUUGGCGAUUUCUGAGGUUUGAAGUGAAUACUGCAUCGAUGGAGUACAGUGCUACUAUUCUGGGCUGGACGGAAAAGAAAAAAAUUGUCGGCAGGUUCAUCCUGUCGUUGGUCGUGCUCGUGUGUGCUGCUGCCAAUUGUGUGGUAGUACAUCAGUUUAUUAUUCGGAAUUACCUUACGUACGAUCUUUUCUGAUCCGAUUUUUGUACGUACGAUGCUAUGAUCGAUGGCUGUGGCACAUCAAACCUGUUGUAAUCCAUGACUGUUACUCGUACUGAAUGUAUUGUACUCACAUCAUCCA